AAAAUUAUUCCUAAUUGGACACCAAGAUCAACCCUAAAGGAGCUCACUUUUUCCCCUCAAUAGUCUUCUUCUUCUUUAGCUCCACACUAACCCUAGAUGUUCCUCUCAGAAUCUUUCUUCAAUGCCUAUGUUGAGCUCAAUUAUCUGCAGUGAAACCUAGCUUGAGGACCCAUGUGCAAGGAGACCCCUUUGCCCUGGUUGAAGACACCCAAUUCUACGCCAUAAGAUGACCCAUUUGUGCUGAAUUCAACAUCAUGCUGUUGCCCAUUAAGCCUGCUUUGGUUGAAUAGGUAAGAGGAGGAAACCAUGGAAGGGGUUCUAUUGGCGUGUCUGAUUUCUGGGACCCUUUCUGCCGUUCUGGGGUCGGCUUCAUUUUCAAUAUUAUGGGCUGUUAACUGGCGGCCCUGGCGGAUUUAUAGUUGGAUUUUUGCCAGAAAAUGGCCAAGUAUCUUACAAGGACCUCAUUUGGGUAUGUUUUGCGGUUUUCUGUCACUUUCGGCUUGGGUGGUCGUUAUAUCUCCCGUUUUGGUGCUUAUCAUGUGGGGUUGUUGGCUAAUCAUCAUAUUGGAUCGAGAUAUAAUUGGUCUAGCAGUCAUAAUGGCUGGCACAGCUCUUUUGUUGGCGUUCUAUUCAAUCAUGCUCUGGUGGAGAACUCAAUGGCAAAGUUCAAGGGCUGUUGCUUUUCUUCUUCUUCUGGGUGUUGCUCUACUCUGUGCAUAUGAACUUUGUGCUGUUUAUGUCACAGUUGGCUCUAGUGCAUCUGAGCGAUAUUCACCUUCUGGUUUCUUUUUUGGUGUGUCAGCAAUUGCUUUAGCUAUCAACAUGCUCUUUAUUUGCCGGAUGGUCUUCAAUGGGAAUGGGUUAGAUGUGGAUGAGUAUGUACGAAGGGCCUAUAAGUUUGCAUAUUCUGAUAGUAUUGAAAUGGGCCCUUUAUCUUGUUUACCAGAACCACCGGCCCCCAAUGAAUUAUAUCCUCGACAAUUUAGUAGGGCUUCACAUCUUGGACUUCUUUACCUUGGCUCCCUUGCCAUUCUUCUUGUCUACGCUAUCCUGUAUGGUUUGACAGCAAAGGAAGCACGAUGGCUUGGUGCCAUUACGUCAGCUGCUGUUAUCAUCCUUGACUGGAACAUGGGGGCAUGUUUGUAUGGCUUUCAUCUUCUUAAAAGUCGUGUUGCUGCACUUUUUGUGGCUGGGACCACUCGAAUUUUUCUCAUUUGUUUUGGAGUUCAUUACUGGUACCUCGGGCACUGUAUUAGUUAUGCAAUUGUGGCAUCUAUGCUAUUAGGUGCUGCUGUUUCUCGCCAUUUGUCAACAACAAACCCAUUAGCUGCCAGAAGAGAUGCUUUACGGAGCACAGUGAUUCGCCUAAGAGAGGGUUUUCGCAGGAAGGAGCAAAAUAGUUCAUCUAGCUCAUCUGAAGGUUGUGGCUCAAGCAUGAAAUGCAGUAGCAGUGCUGAAGCAGGUCAACUCUCUAAUGUCAUGGAAAAUGGUAGCCAGAGUAUGCCACAAUGCACAAUUGACACUAAUAACUGGAACAGUGUUGCCAUGUGCCCAACAACCAGCUCUCAAGAAGGGAUUAAUAGUGAAAAGAGCGUAGAGAGUGGAAGACCAAGUUUGGCCUUGCGCAGCAGUUCUUGUCGUUCAGUUGUCCAAGAGCAUGAAGUUGGAAUAGCUGAUAAAAAUUUUGACCCCAGUAACUCUCUGCUGGCUUGCUCUAGUAGUGGUCUUGAUAGCCAAGGCUGUGAGUCUAGCACAUCAACUUCUGCAAAUCAACAACUGUUAGAUAUAAAUUUAGCUCUUGCAUUUCAGGAAAGGUUGAAUGAUCCUAGGAUUGCAUCUUUGCUUAAAAGAAGGGCAAGACAAGGAGACAGGGAGCUGACUAGAUUAUUGCAAGAUAAAGGAUUGGAUCCUAAUUUUGCUAUGAUGUUGAAGGAGAAGAGCUUGGAUCCAACAAUUCUUGCACUGCUGCAGAGAAGUAGUUUAGAUGCAGAUAGAGAUCAUCGUGACAAUACUGAUAUCACCAUUGUCGACUCAAAUAGUGUUGUUGAUAAUGCCCUGCCCAAUCAAAUUUCACUCUCAGAAGAACUGAGACUUCAAGGACUUGAAAGGUGGCUCCAGUUAUGUAGACUUGUCUUGCACCAUAUAGCUAGCACUCCAGAGCGAGCAUGGGUUCUCUUCAGUUUUGUUUUUAUUCUUGAAACAAUAAUAGUGGCAAUUUUUCGCCCGAAGACAAUCAAAAUUAUAAAUGCUACACAUCAACAGUUUGAAUUUGGCUUUGCGGUGUUGCUCUUAUCACCUGUUGUCUGCUCAAUUAUGGCUUUCAUUCGGUCACUUCAAGCAGAGGAUAUGGUCAUGACAUCAAAAUCCCAAAAGUUUGGCUUCAUUGCAUGGCUCCUCAGCACUUCUGUUGGAUUGCUGCUUUCCUUCCUGAGUAAAUCUUCAGUGCUUCUUGGAUUGUCCUUGACUGUCCCUCUCAUGGUGGCUUGUCUUUCUGUUGCCUUUCCUAUAUGGAUCCACAAUGGCUACCAAUUCUGGGUUCCAAGAGUUCAGUGUGCGGGUCAUGCUGGAAAUCAUCAACCUAUUGGGACAAAGCAGGGUGUAGUCCUUGUUAUUUGCAUGGUAGUAUUUGCUGGAUCUGUAUUAGCACUUGGUGCAAUGGUAUCUGCAAAGCCUUUAGAUGAUUUAGGAUACAAAGGAUUGACUGGUGAAGAGAAAAGCUUCAGUUCUCCUUAUUCAUCAUCUGUGUACCUUGGCUGGGCAAUGGCAUCUGCAAUUGCUUUGGUAGUUACUGGUGUGCUUCCGAUCAUUUCUUGGUUUGCAGCUUAUAGGUUCUCCCUCUCUUCUGCUAUAUGUGUUGGACUAUUCUCUGUCAUCCUUGUGUCAUUUUGUGGUGCUUCCUAUUUGGAAAUUGUCAAGUCCAGGAAUAAUCAGGUUCCAACAACGGGAGAUUUUCUUGCUGCUUUUCUUCCUUUGGUCUGCAUUCCAGCAUUACUAUCCCUUGGUUCUGGGUUGCUAAAAUGGAAAGAUGAUAAUUGGAGACUUUCUCGAGGUGUAUAUGUGUUUAUUAUUAUUGGCCUUCUUCUUCUGCUUGGUGCAAUUUCUGCUGUUAUAGUUGUUAUUAAGCCUUGGACGAUUGGAGCAGCAUUCCUUUUAGUACUACUCCUGAUUGUGCUAGCUAUUGGUGUUAUCCACCAUUGGGCAUCAAACAAUUUCUAUUUGACCAGAACACAAAUGGUCAUUGUUUGUUUUCUUGCUUUUCUUUUGGGGUUGGCAGCAUUUUUUGUUGGAUGGUUUCAAGAUAAACCUUUUGUUGGAGCAUCUGUUGGUUAUUUUUCAUUUCUGUUUAUCCUUGUUGGAAGAGCAUUGACAGUUCUUCUUUCACCUCCAAUUGUAGUUUACUCUCCAAGAGUGUUGCCUGUAUAUGUGUAUGAUGCUCAUGCUGAUUGUGGGAAGAAUGUCAGUGCUGCAUUUCUUAUGCUUUAUGGGAUUGCACUUGCAACUGAGGCCUGGGGUGUUGUUGCUAGCUUGAUUAUUUAUCCUCCGUUUGCUGGUGCUGCUGUAUCAGCUAUCACACUCGUUGUAGCCUUUGGAUUUGCUGUCUCUCGUCCAUGUCUGACUCUUAAGAUGAUGGAAGAUGCAGUCCAUUUUCUUAGCAAAGAUACUGUUGUUCAGGCCAUUUCUCGAUCUGCCACUAAGACGAGAAAUGCUUUAUCUGGAACAUAUUCAGCUCCACAAAGGUCGGCUAGCUCAGCAGCUCUUUUGGUUGGAGACCCUGCUGCUACACGUGAUAAGGGAGGAAACUUUGUGCUUCCCAGAGAUGAUGUCAUGAAACUGAGAGAUCGUCUGAGAAAUGAGGAAUUAGUUGCUGGUUCAUUCUUGCGUAGAAUGAGAUACAGAAGGAGAUUUCAGCAUGACCCAUCCACUGAUGUGGAUUACAGAAGAGAAAUGUGUGCUCAUGCACGUAUUUUGGCUUUUGAAGAGGCAAUUGAUACUGAAUGGGUUUACAUGUGGGACAAAUUUGGUGGUUAUUUACUUCUUUUGCUUGGUUUGACUGCCAAGGCAGAAAGAGUACAGGAUGAGGUACGCUUGAAACUUUUCCUUGAUAGCAUAGGGUUUUCAGACUUAAGUGCCAAGAAGAUUAAGAAAUGGAUGCCAGAGGACCGUAGACGGUUUGAAAUCAUUCAGGAGAGUUAUAUUAGAGAAAGGGAGAUGGAAGAGGAAAUCUUAAUGCAGAGACGUGAAGAGGAAGGGAGAGGUAAGGAAAGAAGAAAGGCUCUCCUGGAGAAGGAAGAACGUAAAUGGAAGGAGAUUGAAGCUUCUCUCAUUUCUUCUAUUCCUAAUCCUGGCAACAGGGAGGCAGCAGCCAUGGCAGCUGCUGUACGUGCAGUCGGCGGUGAUUCUGUAUUUGAGGAUUCUUUUGCACGAGAGAGGGUUUCAAGCAUUGCACGUCGGAUACGCACAGCUCAAUUAGCUCGUCGAGCACUUCGGACGGGAAUUUCUGGUGCUGUCUGUGUUCUUGAUGACGAACCAACAACAAGCAGUAGAAAGUGUGGUCAGAUAGAUCCAAGUGUAUGUCAAAGUCAAAAGGUUAGCUUUUCAAUUGCAGUGAUGAUCCACCCAGAGUCUGGGCCAGUUUGUCUCUUAGGCACUGAAUUCCAGAAGAAAGUAUGCUGGGAAAUUCUGGUGGCGGGUUCUGAACAAGGUAUUGAGGCUGGGCAAGUUGGACUUAGAUUGAUUACUAAAGGUGACAGGCAGACAACUGUUGCCAAGGAGUGGAGUAUCAGUGCAACAAGUAUUGCAGAUGGCAGGUGGCAUAUUGUGACAAUGACAAUUGAUGCUGAUAUAGGGGAAGCAACUUGUUAUUUAGAUGGUGGUUUUGAUGGCUACCAGACUGGUUUGCCCUUGUGUGUUGGUAACUGCAUUUGGGAACAAGGCACAGAAGUCUGGAUUGGUGUUAGACCUCCAAUAGAUAUGGAUGCCUUUGGGAGGUCGGAUAGUGAAGGAGCUGACUCUAAGAUGCAUAUAAUGGAUGUUUUUCUAUGGGGAAGGUGCUUGAAUGAAGAUGAGAUAUCUUCUCUUCAUGCUGCUAUAGGCUUAGCUGAUUUCAACAUGACUGAUUUCCCUGAAGAUAAUUGGCAAUGGGCAGAUUCACCCCCUAGAGUUGAUGAGUGGGAUAGUGACCCUGCAGAUGUUGACCUAUAUGAUAGAGAUGAUGUUGAUUGGGAUGGUCAAUACUCAAGUGGGAGGAAAAGGAGGUCUGAACGUGAUGGUGUGGUGGUCCAUGUAGAUUCUUUUGCGAGGAGGUACAACAGGAAACCUAGGAUGGAAACACAAGAGGAAAUCAACCAGCGAAUGCUGUCAGUUGAGUUGGCUCUCAAAGAGGCCAUCUCUGCCCGAUGUGAAACACAUUUUACUGAUAAUGAGUUUCCUCCAAAUGAUCAAUCAUUGUUUAUAGACCCAUCAAAUCCUCCUUCAAAGUUGCAGGUUGUCUCUGAGUGGAAGAGGCCAGCUGAAAUUGUCAAAGAAGGCCAUCUAGAAUCCCACCCAUGCUUAUUUUCUGGGGCUGCAAAUCCAUCUGAUGUUUGUCAGGGUCGGUUAGGUGAUUGUUGGUUUCUAAGUGCCGUUGCUGUUUUGACUGAAGCUUCACGAAUCGCAGAAGUGAUUAUUACUCCAGAAUAUAAUGAGGAAGGAAUAUAUACAGUUCGCUUCUGUAUUCAGGGUGAAUGGGUGCCUGUUGUUGUUGAUGAUUGGAUACCAUGUGAAGCACCUGGUAAACCGGCAUUUGCUACCAGCAAGAAGGGUAAUGAACUUUGGGUGUCUAUAUUGGAGAAGGCAUAUGCCAAGUUGCAUGGUUCGUAUGAGGCAUUAGAAGGUGGGCUUGUUCAGGAUGCUCUUGUGGACCUUACUGGAGGAGCUGGUGAAGAGAUUGACAUGAGGAGUUCCCAGGCACAGAUUGAUCUUGCAAGUGGUAGAUUAUGGUCUCAGUUGUUGCGUUUUAAGCAAGAAGGAUUCCUACUUGGUGCUGGAAGUCCAUCGGGUUCUGAUGCGCAUGUUUCUUCGAGUGGCAUUGUGCAGGGGCAUGCUUACUCAUUACUGCAGGUACGAGAGGUGGAUGGACACAAGCUUGUUCAAAUUCGAAAUCCAUGGGCAAAUGAAGUUGAGUGGAAUGGUCCAUGGUCUGACUCAUCACCUGAAUGGACUGAUAGGAUCAGGCACAAGCUUAAGCAUGUUCCACAGUCAAAAGAUGGUAUAUUCUGGAUGUCUUGGCAAGAUUUUCAGAUCCAGUUUAGGUCAAUCUAUGUAUGUCGUGUCUAUCCUCCUGAGAUGCGACAUUCUGUCCAUGGCCAAUGGCGGGGUUACAGUGCUGGUGGCUGUCAAGACUACAAUUCAUGGCAUCAAAAUCCCCAGUUCAGAUUGAGGGCAACCGGUCCAGAUGCAUCAUUUCCAAUCCAUGUGUUCAUCACCUUAACUCAGGGUGUGAGCUUCUCAAGAACAGCAGCUGGUUUCAGAAAUUAUCAAUCUAGUCAUGAUUCAAUGAUGUUCUACAUUGGGAUGAGGAUACUCAAAACUCGUGGUCGUCGGGCUGCUUAUAACAUUUACCUUCACGAGUCAGUUGGUGGAACAGAUUAUGUCAAUUCUCGAGAAAUAUCAUGUGAAAUGGUUUUGGAUCCUGAUCCAAAGGGUUACACGAUAGUGCCUACAACCAUACAUCCUGGGGAAGAAGCACCCUUUGUUCUUUCUGUUUUCACCAAAGCAUCCAUAGUCUUGGAACCUUUGUAGUUUCUGGUGGUGGCUUCUUCAGUCAGGCUAAUGCAUGCUGGCAAAAUCUUGAGGUACUUGGGUUGUUCAUGGAUGAUGUGUGCAGACAGGCAAAUCUGGAAGUCUCACCAAAGAUUAACUAGGUAAUGAACAACAUCCUUCUCUGAUCAUAGGCAUCAUCAAGGACAUAAUAGUUUGUAAGUGUCAAGCUGCUUAUGGGACUGAUUUGCUGUCUGUCUUGGUUUGAGCUUUGAGGAUGGCCUGCAGUUUGGCUAUUUAUUUCAUUACUGCAAUCCUAAUUUCUGAUUCCAUUGCAUGCUUAAACGGUAGAAGAUAUCAUUCCCAAAAAUAGCUGGAAUGCAUUCAUUCCGAGUCGAGAAAAGAUCAGCUAGACUGCGGAGGUUCCUUCAGCCUGUUCGCUACUCAGCACCUGCAUCUGCUGAGGGGUCGUCAAGGUGAUCAAGUGUACAUUUGUAGGUAAUGUAAGCAGUAUAGUCCCAAUCAUGUAAAUGAAGAAAGAGAGAGAGAGAGAGAGAGAGAGAGAGAGAGAGAGAAAUAGGAAAGAAAUAGGCAAAUAGUUACUAACUGCUGUGGGAACAUAGAGGCAGAUUGCAGCAGCGAAAGAUUGACAGUUUGAGCUGCAGUUUUUGAAAUGUUUUUGUAUAAACAUUCCUUUGUCAA
Molecule: messenger RNA, 7440 nt
Organism: Rubroshorea leprosula
Lineage: Eukaryota; Viridiplantae; Streptophyta; Magnoliopsida; Malvales; Dipterocarpaceae
Source: the annotation of a GenBank genome assembly